Staurois parvus is the source of this 473-nucleotide messenger RNA. The record is from the annotation of a GenBank genome assembly. NCBI's taxonomy places the organism in Eukaryota, Metazoa, Chordata, Amphibia, Anura, Ranidae.
GACUGCGGACACAGUACAGGGGAUGACCGGAGACUGCGGACACAGUACAGGGGAUGACCGGAGACUGCGGACACAGUACAGGGGAUGACCGGAGACUGCGGACACAGUACAGGGAAAAUACCAGAGACUGCAGACAGUGCAGGGAAUGCCCAGAGACUGCAGACAGUGCAGGGAAUGCCCAGAGACUGCAGACAGUGCAGGGAAUGCCCAGAGACUGCAGACAGUGCAGGGAAUGCCCAGAGACUGCAGACAGUGCAGGGAAUGCCCAGAGACUGCAGACAGUGCAGGGAAUGCCCAGAGACUGCAGACAGUGCAGGGAAUGCCCAGAGACUGCAGACAGUGCAGGGAAUGCCCAGAGACUGCAGACAACAGUGCAGGGAAUGCCCAGAGACUGCAGACAGUGCAGGGAAUGCCCAGAGACUGCAGACAGUGCAGGGAAUGCCCAGAGACUGCAGACAGUGCAGGGAAUGCCC